This is a messenger RNA of Pseudopodoces humilis (Tibetan ground-tit), 1306 nucleotides long. Its product is annotated as putative methyltransferase DDB_G0268948. The record is from RefSeq and is a predicted model, not a curated record. Gene Ontology annotation, molecular function: S-adenosylmethionine-dependent methyltransferase activity. Lineage: Eukaryota; Metazoa; Chordata; Aves; Passeriformes; Paridae.
GAAGGCUCCUCUGAGCGCAUGGAAAGCAGCGGGAGGAUCCCUUUAGAAAGCGCCGCUGUUCCAUGCUGCGAGCUCCAGCCCUGAGCUGGUUGAGCAUCUCUUCCUGCGUGAAGGCAGAGUAACCCUCGAUCUCCCGGUGCCAGAUCAGGCAAGCAUGGCCACCCAAAUGUUCGAGGGCAAAGGGCAUGCGUCCGUCUACCAGAAAUACAGGUUUGCACCUGGCAAAGAGCUGCGGCAGACCAUCCUCUCCUACCUGCAGGAAAAGAAGGCAAUCCCUGCGGAGCUGGCGGUGGAUGUUGGCUGUGGGUCUGGCCAAGGCACCCAUUUCCUUGGGGAGCACUUCAAGAAGGUGGUGGGGACGGACAUAAGCGAAGCGCAGAUCCAGGAGGCCAAGGACACCCCCUGCAUGCCCAACAUCUCCUACCUCGUGUGCCCUGCAGAGGAGCUGCCGUUCCAGGACGCCUCCGUGGACGUCCUGACGUCGUUCACGGCCGCGCACUGGUUUGACAUCGAGAAGUUUGUGAGGGAGGCUGAGCGGGUGCUGAAACCCGGCGGCUGCGUGGCCAUCAGCACCUACUCUGCAGACAUGAGCCUGCGCUACGGAGACUGCUCCGAAAAACUCACCAAAGUCUUCAGGGAGUGCUGGGACAAGAUUUUAAAAUACUCACAUAAUAGAAUAAAGUAUGUGUUGGAGGACUACAAAACGAUCUUUGAGGCCUUGCCAUUCCCAGACAAGAAGAGAGUCACUGAUAUCUAUGACCAAAUUCCCAUGACUGUUGAAGGUGUGGUUGGUUACAUGGAGUCUGCCUCUCCAUAUCAAACCUUCAAGAAGGAUGACCCCAAAGGUGCAGCAUCCCUCCUCCAAGAGACUGAAAAGAGGAUGCUGGAGACAAUGGGAGUUUCCUCUCGUGAGACCCCGGUGGAGUUCUGGGUGAGGCACGUCUGUGUGCUGGGGUGCAAGGGACGCUGAGAGAGCAAACCCUUCUCCUGAUCUGGUUUUACAGUGGAUGGAGAAGGUGGGUUGUCUCCUAAAACCCUGCUUGUAACCGCUCUUGCUCCUUGGGAAUAUUGGUGCUGAUUUUGCUGAUUGGAAUUUUGGUCUCCUAUGGAAAGCAGAUGGGGUUUUAUGCCCUUCAGCUUCCUGUCCACCUUGGUCCUGAAGUCUGCCCAGUGCUGCUCACUCGGCACUGGAAGUGUUCCAUUGUGGACUGCUGGUUUAUUGUGGGGAAGAGAAACACAGGAACAGCUGAGAAACUCACUGCCUUUCUUGCACAAUAAAUAAUAAUUAAAAAUCAAGCUGAGAAAA